This is a messenger RNA of Penicillium mononematosum, 249 nucleotides long. RefSeq lists its product as uncharacterized. The coding region runs from base 1 to 240 and encodes 79 amino acids. NCBI's taxonomy places the organism in Eukaryota, Fungi, Ascomycota, Eurotiomycetes, Eurotiales, Aspergillaceae. The record is from RefSeq and is a predicted model, not a curated record. The transcript has 3 exons.
AUGUUCAACUUCAACUUCUUCAAGUCUACCCCGGCCAACGAGCCCACUGAAAACUGGAACGCCAACACCGUCACCAUGCAGCCCACCAGCCCCGCUGCCCCCUCAAGCAACCAGAACGUCGUCACUGAACAGCCGGCCAGCCAAGAACAAAUGCAGCUGCGCGGUGGUGGCGGCGGUGGUAUCUGCUGCGGAGUUUGCGCCGGUAUCGCCUGCUUCGAGUGCUGUGAGAUUUGCUGCUAGACGAUCAGA